AGGCCGAAGCUGUCCAGAAGUGGAGUAAUGGACGAGCGGUAUGAAACAAGCUAAUCUUAGUACAGGAAACGACUUUACUUCGGCGAUGGGUGUGUAUCCGGAGUAGAUGACGUUGACGGUCAAAAGCGAAAGACUAAAGAAAGACCGAGUAUGGCGCUGCGGCCGUUGGUCAUGUGCUUUGCGCUGUGCGUGGUGCACGCCUCCAGUAAACCCACCAUCGACAAGAAGGACCGUGUCAUUCAUGACGACCUGCUUAGCAACCGCAACCAUGACGACGCAGAUAACUUUGAUUAUGACCAUGAAGCGUUUCUUGGACAGGAUGAGGCCAAGACCUUCGAUCAGCUCACACCUGAAGAGAGCAAGGAGAGAUUGGGUAUGUUGGUAGAGCGUAUAGAUGAGGACAAGAAUGGGUAUGUGUCAGUAGAGGAGCUGAAGAAGUGGAUCAAACACAGUCAGAAGAGGUGGAUCUAUGAUGAUGUGGACCGCCAGUGGAAAGGUCAUGACCUUAACGGAGAUGGACUGGUGUCCUGGGAGGAGUACAAGAAUGCCACAUACGGAUACAUACUGGAUGAUUCAGACCCAGAAGAUGGCUUCAGCUACAGACAGAUGAUGUCACGUGACGAGAGGAGAUUCAAAAUGGCCGACCUGGACGCUGACCUGAAGGCCAAUAAAGAGGAGUUUACAGCCUUCCUCCAUCCUGAGGAGUACGACCAUAUGAAGGAUAUAGUUGUACUGGAGACCAUGGAGGACAUUGAUAAAAACGGAGACGGCUUCAUAGAUCUGGAGGAGUACAUAGGUGACAUGUAUAACCAGGAGGGUGAUCCUUCAGAGCCAGAGUGGGUGAAGACAGAACGAGAACAGUUUACUGAGUUCAGAGAUAAAAACAAAGAUGGCCGCAUGGACAAGGAGGAGACCAGAGACUGGAUCCUCCCUUCAGACUACGACCAUGCAGAGGCAGAAGCCAAACACCUGGUCUACGAGUCAGAUAACGACAAGGACGGCCAUCUGACCAAGGCAGAGAUCGUAGAGAAGUAUGACCUCUUCGUUGGCAGUCAGGCUACUGACUUUGGAGAAGCCUUGGCAAGACAUGAUGAAUUCUAACCUUCCACUUCCCACACAGGGUUGGGCUCAAUUCAGUCAUGGAGUUGAAAUCCCAAUUAAAAACACUAUAUGGAGAAUAGGGUGACGUUUGAGACGGAGCGUUUCACACUAGUGUACUAAGUAGUGUACGAGUUUGGACAUCAAGUUUGGAUAUCAAGACACACCUCCUGGUUUGGCUCCACCUCCACCAUCCUCUCGUUCAAUCCGGACAAUGGAAAGGAUAUACAGCAUUUCCUCUGUCUUCGUUUGCAGAUCUUUGUUUUUGUAAAAAGUGACAGAAUACAGAUGUUAGUGUUUGUUUUGGUAGCCUUGUUUGAACAAUGUGUCAGACGUGCAAUGAAGGGCAGAACUGUGCAUGUUGUGGUCAUUUCAGGUUUCAAUUCAGGAAGUGACUAAAAAUUCAAUAGAAAAAGUGAAUUGAUCCCAACCCUGGUGUGUGUUCUGCUAUGCACUGGACUAUGAAGGGGAGAUGUACAGUGCCCUCUACUAUUAUUGGCACCCUUGGUGAAUAUGAGCAAACGGGCUGUGAAAAGAAAAUGUAUUUGUUUAUCCUCUUGGUCUUUCUUUCAAAAUAUUCACAUAAAUCUAACCUUUAAUUAAAGUAAAAUAAUUUGAAAAAAA
Molecule: messenger RNA, 1722 nt
Organism: Oncorhynchus gorbuscha (pink salmon)
Lineage: Eukaryota; Metazoa; Chordata; Actinopteri; Salmoniformes; Salmonidae
Product: calumenin-B-like
Exons: 7
Coding region: 151-1101 (316 amino acids)
Cellular component (GO): endoplasmic reticulum
Molecular function (GO): calcium ion binding
Source: RefSeq, a predicted model, not a curated record